This is a messenger RNA of Ipomoea nil (Japanese morning glory), 750 nucleotides long. Its product is annotated as BAG family molecular chaperone regulator 5, mitochondrial-like. NCBI's taxonomy places the organism in Eukaryota, Viridiplantae, Streptophyta, Magnoliopsida, Solanales, Convolvulaceae. The transcript is spliced from 2 exons. The record is from RefSeq and is a predicted model, not a curated record. The coding region runs from base 1 to 750 and encodes 249 amino acids. Gene Ontology annotation, molecular function: protein-folding chaperone binding. Gene Ontology annotation, biological process: protein folding. Gene Ontology annotation, cellular component: plasmodesma.
AUGGAGAACCCAUUUUACGGAAGCUACUGGUCCCGACCCUCUCGCCCCCGUUGUCCUGUGUAUCCGUUUCAACAUAAGCCGGUUGAUGAAUCGCCGGAGUCGAAGAUCGUUCAGAUUCCGGUCCACUUCGUACGGCCGGAGCCUACCCGAGCCGCUGCUGCGUUGAAGAUCCAGAAGGUGUUUCGCGGCUUUCUGGUGAGGAAAAGCAUGAAUCGCGUGAUGUCCGUAGCGCGGGAGUUGGAUGAAAUUGAGCGGAGAGUUUCGCAGAGAGAAACGGUGGAGGUGUUGCGGAGAGACGAGAGGGAGAGGAUCCGCGUGAACGAGAUGCUCAUGUCUCUGCUCUUCAAAUUGGAUUCGGUUCGCGGGGUUGAUUCGGGAGUUAGAGUUUGCAGGAAGGCUGUCACCAGAAAGGCCAUUGCUCUGCAAGAGAGAAUUGACGCAAUUGUUAACAACUCCCAUCAACAAACUCAAUCUGAAUCCGUUGAUCAAAUACCAUGUAUCGGCGAUUCGUCUGAGAGUGAACUUGAAACUGGAAGGACAGCCUAUCAAUCUGAUAAUCCUGCUCAAAUUGAUACCGAUAGUGUUGAAGAACCUAACGAUUCUCCUGAAAACGUUGAAAAAUCCGAAUUGGAAGAUGAUGAACGCGAUGACACACAAUUGAUGGAGGAGAAGAAUGGAAGGCUGGAGAUUGAAGAGAGUAGCAACAGGGAAGAUGAAACAACAGAAACAGAGAAUUGGUGGAGAGGAUGA